Messenger RNA from Erpetoichthys calabaricus (reedfish), 3383 nucleotides. RefSeq names its product homeobox C8a (gene hoxc8a). The coding region runs from base 885 to 1628 and encodes 247 amino acids. Gene Ontology annotation, cellular component: nucleus. NCBI's taxonomy places the organism in Eukaryota, Metazoa, Chordata, Cladistia, Polypteriformes, Polypteridae. Gene Ontology annotation, biological process: regulation of transcription by RNA polymerase II. The transcript is spliced from 2 exons. Gene Ontology annotation, molecular function: RNA polymerase II transcription regulatory region sequence-specific DNA binding; DNA-binding transcription factor activity, RNA polymerase II-specific. The record is from RefSeq and is a predicted model, not a curated record.
AUAGUUAUCUCAUAUCAGUACUGCCUGCAUAACGUUUUACUGUAGUUAUUUUUCAAUGAUUUGAUUUUAAAUGGAAAUGUUGACCACACACUGGUCAACCCCCUUUAAUUUUUACUUCGACGUAUUAUCUUCUGUUGUCUUCUGUUCCAGUUCCCUCUCCCUCUCUCUCUGUCUCUCUCUCUCUCUCUCUCUGUCGCUCACUGUCACACACACAUACAUGCACACACACGCACCUCUAUACACACACACACACACACACACACAUACGAGCACGCGCAAGCGCGCCCUCGUACUCAAACACGCGCACGCGCAUACAUACACACUCCAGAAAACCCCCUCCAAAUAUUUAAUCAUUUCUCUCCAGCUUGUCUUGGUGCUUUUGAAACUGAUGAAUACGAAUCGCGGGUGAAAGCCCCUCCAACCGGGUUUUGGCUAACUGGCUGAGUCGCCGUUGAACGAAAGCAGUAAGUAAGAAGGGGACACGAACGCAGCGAUCUACCUACCGGCGGGCGGCAUGCAGGACUGCGUACGCAUAUGCACUGUCUGUCGCUAUUGAGACCGAAGAAAGGAAAGGAGAAACAAAAUACAGACAAAUACAUCCGAAAUUACAGACGCUCCAGAGGGAGCGGGGGUGAUAACGGACUAGAGAGAGAGAGAGAGAGAGAGAGAGAUAGUGUGAGGAAGAGGGGGAAGAGAGAGAGAGAGAGAGAGGGGGAGAGAAAAAGAGAGAGAGAGAAGAGUGGACUAAGAUUGUCCAAAGGGACUAGCUGUGUAUUUUGGUUUCCAGGUUUCCGGUGGUGGCGGCAGUGGUGGUAGUAAAAAAAUAACAUAAAAGACUUUUCCUUUUACUGCUGUGACUUGACUUCACCUUGAAUGAAAUAGCCAUGAGUUCAUAUUUUGUAAAUCCACUGUUCUCCAAAUACAAAGGAGGCGAGUCACUGGAACCAACUUACUACGACUGCAGGUUCCCCCAGAGCGUCACCAGGAGCCAUGCGCUGGUCUACGGUCCGGCGGCCGCAGCGUCGGGUUUCCAGCACCCGUCUCACCACGUCCAGGAUUUCUUCCACCAUGGCUCCUCUACCAUCUCCAACUCGGGAUACCAGCAGAACCCCUGCGCCUUGGCUUGUCAUGGAGACGCGUCGAAAUUUUAUGGAUACGAAACUCUUCCGAGGCAGACGCUUUAUGGUACCCAGCAAGAGGCGAAUGUGUCGCAAUAUCCAGACUGUAAAUCGUCUUCCAUCAGUAACACGGCGGAGGGACAAGGGCACUUAAAUCAAAACUCGUCUCCGAGCCUCAUGUUUCCUUGGAUGAGACCUCACGCUCCGGGAAGGCGCAGUGGCAGACAAACAUACAGUCGGUAUCAGACACUGGAGCUGGAGAAGGAGUUUCUGUUCAACCCUUACCUGACCCGCAAGCGCCGGAUUGAAGUCUCACACGCCCUGGGACUCACCGAGCGUCAAGUUAAGAUCUGGUUUCAAAAUCGGCGCAUGAAGUGGAAAAAGGAGAAUAACAAAGACAAAUUUCCUGGUCAGAGAGGGGACGAAGAAGAGAAAGUAGACGAAGAAGGCAACGACGAAGCGGAAGGAGAGGAGAAGGAAGUUGAAGAGAAAGAUGAGAAUAAGGAGUGAUUUUAUGGCCUAGUCUUUUUAUGGUUCUGUGGCGAAGAGAGAGGGGGAGAGAGAGAGAGGGGAGAGAUGUUUACGACUAUCGUUUCACUUUAUUGAGUCUGGAAGUGGAGGAAAAAAAAAUCACAUAGACCUUAGCUACUAAAGCAUUUUCUGUUUCACUUUAAAACCCUCUCUCUUUGUGACUUGAAACGGGAGAAAUGAUAUUUCCACUUCAACAACGGUUCACUCGCAGGCAUGAGAAAGAAGCUAAUCGAACAAUAAGAGAAAACACACACACACAAAAUGAUAAUAAUAAAUGCAGCUUCUAGUGACAAGGAAUGGAUUGGCGGCACCAAUAAAAUGACUAUUGACAUUAUUUCCAUUUGAAAAAAAAAUGUUAUGGAAUGUGUUAACUCUACAAAUUCAUUAAAUUACUACCUGUUUCAUUUUAGCUGUAAAAAAAUAACAGUCCAUGAUCCACUAGAAUGUACAAGACGUGCACAAAAAUGUAUACUUGGUUAAUGAACUUAUCCAAUGUCUACUCUUAUUUUUUAUUUUGGUCUUUUUAUAUACUAAAAAUGUGAACGCAGUCUAAAAGUUAUAUUUUGCGCACUUUUAAAAUACUUAGGACUAUAGCCUGGACACUUUCAGUAAAAGCUGAUCCUUUCAAAAAGCGCUGUAGUGCAAGAAUGAAAAGUCUUGGAAGUUUCUAGUGAACUGUUUAUAUUUAAAAGUGUUAAAAAAUCGGCGCUGAGAUAGGCAGCCUAUUUUACGAAAGUGCUUAUGCUUUAAUUCUGAUUUUUUUUUUUUAAAUUAAAUUUCAUUUUGAAAACAAAAAUGUACAACUGAAUCAAGUACAUAGUUUAGAACCAGUUACCCUUUCUUAUAGUUUAGAGUAAACCAAUAUUAGUAUCAGAAAUAAAAUAAAAUAAAAUCUCCCUUUGACAUUCAAUUCAUCGGGCCGUAUUUUGUGCUGCUUUUUAUUUAAAUAGAUAGCACUAUGUGUAAAAGUAAUAUAUUAAUAUUCUGUUAUGACUGAUCUUAUGUGCAUUUUAAGGAUUUCCAGGGAAGUUGAAUUUUCUCGAAAUAUUUCACAAACUACCUAAACGGGAACCUGCAAUAAAAUCCAUUAGGGCUUGCAAAAGGCUUCCUGGAACAUAGAUGUUACUUGACAUUACUCACUUUUUUGUAUUCUCUCUCUUUUUCGCUCACUCUAUAGUGAUAUAUAUAUAUAUAUAUAUAUAUAUAUAUAUAUAUAUAUAUAUAUAUAUAUAUAUAUAUAUAUAUAUAUAUAUAUAUAUAUAUUCUGAAAAUUAUACUGGUAUAUACUUCGAGAGAAAUAUCAGGCUACUAAGUAGCAGAAGACAGCUAUUAAGUAAUAUAUCGCUACCUAUACUCGAAGAAAAAAAAAUCUUCCUUUUUUAUUAUUAUUUUUUAUUGUAUGCUUCUAUGAUGUUGUUUGUUGCUGCUUUUCAAUUCAAAAUAAAUUUUCCCAACAACUGAAACUGCCUAGUUAAGCGCACAGUACUGUGUUACUUAAUAUUGUGCUAAUGGUGUAGCGUAGGAGUAAAUGCACUGAAUAUAAUCUUUAAGCUAUAUAUCUUGUAUAACCUGUUGUUUGCAACAUGCUUGUUUAUUUGUUUUUGGGUGAAAUAGUUUAUAAUGUUCACAUCAUGAAUGUAGAAAUCAGUAGUACCACUUCAACCUCCCAUGUUGCCAGAAGAGUAUCUUUGUAUUGUCUAUGUGUUGUUAAAAAAUAAACAUUGUUUAAAGAUU